Choloepus didactylus (southern two-toed sloth) is the source of this 3046-nucleotide messenger RNA. It is a transcript of the gene PAX2, whose product is annotated as paired box 2. The record is from RefSeq and is a predicted model, not a curated record. The coding region runs from base 546 to 1811 and encodes 421 amino acids. Gene Ontology annotation, molecular function: DNA-binding transcription factor activity, RNA polymerase II-specific; RNA polymerase II cis-regulatory region sequence-specific DNA binding. Lineage: Eukaryota; Metazoa; Chordata; Mammalia; Pilosa; Megalonychidae. The transcript is spliced from 10 exons. Gene Ontology annotation, biological process: regulation of transcription by RNA polymerase II; anatomical structure development.
GAGAGGUAGGAAAACUCCGAUUAAAGAUAAACAGAAGGAAAGAGGUGGGGGCGGGGGGGUGUCUAGGAUUUAGCCCCUGUGUGCUUUGGCCCCUUCUGAACAGAGUCAAAAGGUCCUCGAAAACCCUCCCCCCUCCCUUUCCCCCAAUUCAUCCGCCUCCAAGGCCUGGGACACAUAGGAACUCCGCCUUGCCUGCGGCGCAGGCGGGGAUACCAUCCCGCGCUGGUCCCCGCGCCGCCCUUCCUUUCCUCGCUUUCCUACCUUUCUUGCCGCUGGCAUUAAUUCCCCUUUAAUAUUUUCCUUUCUCUACACUCUUCCCUUCUUUUCUUUCUCCCGGCUUCUCCACUUUCUCCCUUGCGUGCAGCGAGCCUCCUUCCUUCCCAGCCCUCCGCCCAGCGUCUGCGCUCCCUUCCCUCUGGCCCCUUGAGUGCCAAGCCCCAGUCCUCUGCUUUGCGGUGGGCCGACCACCUUUCUCCGCGGUCCUGGAACGUGCCCCUCCGCCUUGCCUGCUCCCUUCGCUCGUUCCGGGCAGUGGAUCCUGACUAAUGACCGGUCCCUGCUGUGUGUGGGGUGUUGUGUUUUUUUCUUGUCUCUCCCCAGCAGGGCACGGGGGUGUGAACCAGCUCGGGGGGGUGUUUGUGAACGGCCGGCCCCUACCCGACGUGGUGAGGCAGCGCAUCGUGGAGCUCGCCCACCAGGGUGUGCGGCCCUGCGACAUCUCCCGGCAGCUGCGGGUCAGCCACGGCUGUGUCAGCAAAAUCCUGGGCAGGUACUACGAGACCGGCAGCAUCAAGCCCGGCGUGAUCGGCGGCUCCAAGCCUAAAGUGGCAACGCCCAAAGUGGUGGACAAGAUUGCUGAAUACAAGCGACAGAACCCGACUAUGUUUGCCUGGGAGAUCCGCGACCGGCUCUUGGCCGAGGGCAUCUGCGACAACGACACGGUGCCCAGCGUCUCUUCCAUCAACAGGAUCAUCCGGACCAAAGUCCAGCAGCCUUUCCACCCAACGCCGGACGGGGCUGGGACGGGAGUGACUGCCCCUGGCCACACCAUCGUUCCCAGCACGGCCUCCCCUCCUGUUUCCAGCGCCUCCAAUGAUCCAGUGGGAUCCUACUCCAUCAAUGGGAUCCUGGGGAUUCCUCGCUCCAAUGGUGAGAAGAGGAAACGUGAUGAAGUCGAGGUAUACACUGAUCCUGCCCACAUUAGAGGAGGUGGAGGUUUGCAUCUGGUCUGGACUUUAAGAGAUGUGUCUGAGGGCUCAGUCCCCAAUGGAGACUCCCAGAGUGGCGUGGACAGUUUGCGGAAGCACUUGCGAGCCGACACCUUCACCCAGCAGCAGCUAGAAGCUUUGGAUCGGGUCUUUGAGCGUCCUUCCUAUCCGGACGUCUUCCAGGCAUCAGAGCACAUCAAAUCAGAACAGGGGAACGAGUACUCCCUCCCAGCCCUGACCCCUGGGCUUGAUGAAGUCAAGUCGAGUCUAUCUGCAUCCACCAACCCUGAGCUGGGCAGCAAUGUGUCAGGCACCCAGACAUACCCCGUUGUGACUGGUCGUGACAUGGCGAGCACCACUCUGCCUGGUUACCCCCCUCAUGUGCCCCCCACUGGCCAGGGAAGCUACCCCACCUCCACCCUGGCAGGAAUGGUGCCUGGGAGCGAGUUCUCUGGCAACCCGUACAGCCACCCCCAGUACACGGCCUACAACGAGGCUUGGAGAUUCAGCAACCCCGCCUUACUAAGUUCCCCUUAUUAUUAUAGUGCCGCCCCCCGGGGCUCCGCCCCUGCCGCUGCUGCCGCUGCCUAUGACCGCCACUAGUUACCGCGGGGACCACAUCAAGCUUCAGGCCGACAGCUUCGGCCUCCACAUCGUCCCCGUCUGACCGCCCACCCCGGAGGGAGGGAGGACCGACGCGACGCGAUGCCUCCCGGCCGCCGCCCCAGCCCCACCCCCAUCCCAGGACCCCGCAGCCCUCACGUCACCCCGUCGAUAGCCGGACUGGAUGACCGGACGGGCGGAGCCGCAGGCGGGACCCUCAGGCCCGGGCCCGCCGGUCCCACCCCCGCCCGCCUCCCCUUCCCGCCUUCCUGGACUGCGCGGCGCUGCGAGGAGGGCGCCCGCCUCGCCCGAGUCGGCCCGGGACCGGGCCCGCCGGCGAGCGCACGCAACAUGUUUCUGUGACACACAAUCAGCGCGGCCUCCAGCGCGGCCCAGCCCCGGCGCAGCCCGCCUCGGACGCUCGGGCGCCGGGAGGCUUUGCUGCAGCCGCUGGGCAAAGGAAAUUAAGGACCAAACGAUUUUCUGCAGAAGGAAGAAGAGCCCCCUUCCGAACCCUCGGGGAAAAAAGUCCUUUCCCCGUGAGCCGGCCGGACUGUCGCUGCUUCCUGGGCGUGCCCUGCCGUGGAAGGUGGAAUGAGGGUCUAGGGAUCCGGCUCUAGGGAAGGGGUUUGGGGACGUCAGGUCUUUCGAAGCUUGGGUCCCAAGGCACGCAGGCCCAGUAGCCCGCACAGACCAAGUCCGACUCUUGGCUCUUCCCACUCUGCCUGGACUGCCUCCCCUGGGCUCGGGUACCUCCUACGACGUGAUCCGACUCUCAGCCCCGCCUUGCCCCUACCUUAGCCUCUCUUUCAUCUGCUGGCCUCCUGACUUCCCUUCCGGCUCGUGCUUUUCCCAUCCCUCUACCCUCUGCAUCCCUCCUUCCUAACCCGCCGCCCCAUUGGAGGCUGUCCCGGCCGGUCGCGGGCCCUGUCUAUAGGCCGUGAGCCCCGGUCUAUCCGAGCCGUUACUUGAUGCCCGCUCCAGCCCCCACCCCCCAAAUCUCAAUCUGCCGGUGAUAGGAGCCAGUUCCUAGCCGGCUUCUGAGCUGCCGCGGGGUGGAAGUGGGGGGCUGCCCGCCCCCACUACCAGCCUCCUGCUCCAGCAGGAACUGAACAGAACCGCAAAAAGUCUACGUUUAUUUAAUAUGAUGGUCUUUGCAAAAAGAAAAAAAAAAAGCGAAAACAAACGAAAAUCCAACCGGCUGCUGCUUUGUAGAAAGACGGUGUGUGUCGUGU